Molecule: messenger RNA, 534 nt
Organism: Fusarium vanettenii 77-13-4
Lineage: Eukaryota; Fungi; Ascomycota; Sordariomycetes; Hypocreales; Nectriaceae
Exons: 2
Coding region: 1-534 (177 amino acids)
Source: RefSeq, a predicted model, not a curated record
AUGUCUUCCGUUGCUUCGGUUCAAUACUUGGUUAACUGCAUACUCGAGCAGUGCGACUUCAAGUUUAUGACCAUGACCUUGUUUAACGAGAACGAAUUCUGGAUCUCGGCUAUUGAAAGAGUCGCCGGAGGAUGGGAAGAGGCCAUUCCUCCAUACCACUUCAUCCGUCUAGUCAAGGCCAUCCUGACAGCGCGCUACAACCACAUCGAGGCCCACGGGUUUCAGCUCCCGGACGGUGACGUCGCUUGUAGCGCCGACAUUCUACUCUUCAACUUUCUCCUCUAUUCAAUUGAUCACCAGACGGUGUCUGGGAUCCCGAGGGUCCCUGUGCCCGGCUGGGACACAGACACCAUCGAGUAUCGCCUUGCCUGUAGCCGUCUCCACAAGGCUCAGCGUUGGGCUCGAGUGCAUGGCUCGACCCUGCGCUCUGAUCCUGCGGUGUUUGAUGAGUUGGCCGCUAUGAUUCUAACUCGUGGUCCGCCCACCAAGACUCUCCAGUCGCUUCAGGAGGAGUAUGAGGACUGGCGGGGAUGA